AUGCCAACCGCAACAGAAUUCUUGGGCUAUCAAUUCACCAACCUCGGACCUCUGACAACAACAUACUCACCACCACCGUCAUGCACAACAGGAACAACAAACGCCAUCGAGUUCGCCAAGGCCGGCACCCCCACCUUCGUGUUUGGCUGGGAAUCAUGUAGCAUCACCACCAUGGGAAAAUGCCAUCCGUCGGGCUCUCAACACGAUAAGAUUAGAGGUCAAGCCAUAAAGACUGGAGGAAUGGCAGUUUUCGAUUACUUUUCCCCGGGACUCAUUUGUCCUCAUGGUUGGACGACGGCUGGAAAGCUAGCACACGGUGAUGGCUCAACAAUCACAAGAGAGGGUAUUUUCACAACGGAUGCUACUACGACAUCUUAUCCUUUCAGAGGAGAUGAGGUUUGGCUCAAUGUGCUGGCAUCUGACGAAACGCUUGCACUCUGUUGUCCAAGUGGUUGGACAGCUGGUACCGCGGGCAUAUGUCAAUCUUCCAUCAUGCCCCUGACAUCAGCAACAUACACUGAAUUCUGCCAACGACGACUUCCAGCAAGCUUGAUAGCCACCUACUACACCGUCGGAACAAGCGUCUACUCAGAUCCCAUCAGGUCCAUCCGGACAUGGGAUAAUCCUGACGACUACGCAAUGACAGUGCCGUUUACAACUGGGAGCCCGAUGUUGCCCGUUGAUCCCGACGAGGUCAUUGUUCAAAAGAAGCUUCAUGCCGUUCACAUGGUUUAUAAGGAGGGGGAUUCGGCGGAGGCGGGCAAGACUGAUUCUCCGUCGAGUGGGUCUGAUGAUGAAAAAAAUGCUGCUUCCGGGCUGGAAGGUGCGAAGUUGGGACCUAUCGUUGCGGUUGUUGGAGUCCUUGUUGGAGCAGGGCUGCUGUUUCAUUGA
Messenger RNA from Fusarium coffeatum, 891 nucleotides. RefSeq lists its product as uncharacterized. Lineage: Eukaryota; Fungi; Ascomycota; Sordariomycetes; Hypocreales; Nectriaceae. Bases 1 to 891 code for a protein of 296 amino acids. The transcript has 2 exons. The record is from RefSeq and is a predicted model, not a curated record.